Paramisgurnus dabryanus is the source of this 990-nucleotide messenger RNA. RefSeq names its product olfactory receptor 1468-like. Gene Ontology annotation, cellular component: membrane. Gene Ontology annotation, molecular function: G protein-coupled receptor activity; odorant binding; olfactory receptor activity. The record is from RefSeq and is a predicted model, not a curated record. NCBI's taxonomy places the organism in Eukaryota, Metazoa, Chordata, Actinopteri, Cypriniformes, Cobitidae. Gene Ontology annotation, biological process: detection of chemical stimulus involved in sensory perception of smell; G protein-coupled receptor signaling pathway.
AUGUCUUCAGUGCAGUCAGACUCUUCUGUAAAUUCAACCUUUGUUCAUCCGGCAACUUUUUUCAUUAAUGGCUUUUCUAACAUCCCACAUGGAAAAAAUUACUAUGUGUUUUUGUCGUUGGUGUACGCUGUUACUGUUUUUGGAAAUUCUUUUAUCAUGUGUGUCAUUUAUUUGGCUCGCAGACUUCACACGGCCAAAUACAUCGCAGUCUUUCACUUGGCUUUUUCUGAUAUGUGUGGAAGCUCAGCUUUGAUCCCAAAGCUCAUAGAUAUGUUUCUGUUUGAGCAUCAGGAUGUUUUAUAUGAAUCCUGCUUGACAAGUAUGUUUUUUAUAUAUCAUUUCAUGAACAUGCAGUCUUUAACAUUACUCGCUCUGGCUUAUGAUAGACUGAUCGCUAUUUGUUUUCCUCUGAGGUAUCAUGCCAUCGUAACCAAAACAAGCAUGUGUCUGGUCAUAGCGGUUAUGUGGAUUUUUUCUGUGACAUAUUUUUCUGUAUAUGUAAGCUUUGUGAAUAGACUUUCUUUCUGCAGAACUAAUGUAGUCAAUAGUUAUUUUUGUGAUCACGGCCCUGUCUAUAUAUUAGCUUGUAAUGAUAAUUCCAUAAAUGUUUUGAUUACAAAAUUGUCCUUUGGUCUCUUGGUUUGUUUGCCACUGAUACUCAUAAUCAUCUCAUAUGCCUGCAUUUCUCUGGCCUUGCGUAAGAUCGCACAUGGAGGUGACCGAACCAAAGCUAUGAAAACUUUAACGUCACAUCUUUUGCUGGUGGCAAUUUUUUAUCUUCCAUAUUUAAGCAUUCAUAUUCUUGGCUUUACAACAUCCUUGAACCCAAAUGUCCGGAUAAUCAACAAUUCCCUGACCCAGACAAUACCACCAAUGUUGAAUCCCAUCAUAUACACUCUAAAGACUGAAGAGGUCAUGCAAUCCAUAAAAGAUCUGUACAAACGAAACAAAGUGAAAAAUAUUACAGACAAUAAAGAGCAAAUGUAUUAG